CUGUCUACCAAUUUUUUAACAAGUCUUUAAUUUAUGCCCUGAGCAAAAAGUAUCACAGAUAUUGCAUAGAAAUAGUUUAAUUUCUCAAGAAAAUCAUCAACUAGGUUUGAACUCAUGGCAAACCGUAAAAGAGGCCAAAAAGGCCAACCUAGCAGAAGGAGAGGAUCAAGAGGUAGGCGUGGAAGGUCUCCUGCAAAAGCUUGCACAUCAAAUACCGAAGACCUUGAUCCCCCAUCAUCACCAUCCAACAAUGAGGCAGCUACUGAUGCUUUCUCUCUUUCUGAGUAUGGGGCCAACAUUCCAUCUCCAGAACCACCUCAAGACUUUAUUGGCUUUCCAGCUGAUUCUGAUGACAGCUCAUCUGGUAAGAUAGACAUUUCUCAUGAAGAAAUUUAUGGUGAAGACUCCAUCCAGUUGGUGUCAGAAGCAACAGAUUCAUUCAGCCACACAAAUAAAUGUGCCAUGCUUCCAAAUGAGAGUGACUUUGCAGUUGAGACCUGCAGUAACACUGAAAAGUUGCUGGUGCUUAGUGAAGGUGAAAAUGUUCAAGGUAACUGUAGUCAAAUGAUUGACAAAAAUGAAUGCUUGGUAGAAAGUAAAGACAGCUACAAUUGUUCAAAUGAAAUUGAAGAAAGCUCCUCUGCUAAUGCUGGGAAACAUGCAGACUUUGAGCAACAACUUUCAUCUACUCUAAAAUUUCACCAAAAUGACUUGGUCCCAGCUGUUGAACAACCAAUAUCAGAGUCGAAAAAACAUGAAGAUGCCCCCCUGUCUCAUGAGGAUGAGGCUCAUAAAAUUAGUCCUGUAAUGAUAACAAUGGUGAGUUUGAAGGAUGCCCUAAACAACAAAGAAGUUGGUGACCAAGAUGCCAAUGAGUUAUCUCAAGAAUUUCUAAAAGAAAAAAUUAAUCACAUUGAAGAUAAAUGUGAUGAAUUUAAAUUGAGUAAUACAGUUGAAGUCAAGAAUCUGAAUCAAUUAGGAGAAAACAUGACUGAAGAGUUACCUUCUCAAUCCCUAACUAAUGAGGGUCAUGAGUUUAGAAAUGAAGUUCACAAUAAAUAUUUUACUGAUAUGGAUGGAAAUAAUGAAGAAAGUUUUGAUAAUGAUUGUAGUCUUAGUAAAGUUAUAUCAUUGGAGAUUAAUGAUGAUAGUAGUGAAACUUCAUCAUUUAAGGAUGACAACAAUGCUGUUCCUGAAGUAGAUGACGCUUGUUCAAGUAUUUCCUCCACAUUCAUUGAAGCAGCAGCUCACACAGAUGAUAGUCAGAAAAUGGAUAACAAAGUAUCAGACAAAGUUGAGGAGACUGCUUCUGGUUCAGGCAUUCCUGAAACAAAUGACCAUGAAGAUGGUUUGCAGCCACUAGAAACUAAUUCACAGCCUGACGGCACUCAGGUAUUGCCUGUUUUGCCAAGCAAAAAAAUACAUGCAACUACUGAGACUUCAAACACUGGUAAAGUUCCAUGCACUAUUGAGUCGGAUAACAUGUAUGACCUAAAUACUGCUUCACACCAUGAGCAUACUGUUCUGCCCAAUGAAUGUGUUUCAAAAAAUGAUAUUACUGCUGGUAAAUGUAUGAUAGAAGAUGCUUGUUCAACCAUUUCUGGUAAAAAUGUUGCAAUUUUUCUUGCCAAAAAAUUUGAAACUGAUGAAACUCAAAUUCCAUCAUCUGAUUCAGUUUUCCUUAAUCAAACUGAGAUUCCAUUGGAUAGUGAAAUUGAACAUGCAAAAAAACAACAAUCACAUGGAAAAGAUACAGGACCAUCAGUUGAUGAAAUUAUUUCUAUAAGUAACACCAGUGAGACUAUCAAUAUACAGAAGCCAACUGUAAGCUCCAAUAGUCAACUAGAAGAAAGCUCAUCAAAAGAACCUCAAUUGUCAUCUGUCAACUCAUCUGCUGUUGCAACUACCAACAAACCUAAAAAGCACCCACGCAAAUAUGGAGAGGAGCAUAUACUUGUGACUGUGGAGCACAACGUGUCACCAGCACAUGGCAGACAUGAGUGCGUUCUGUGCAUGCCUGGCAAGUCAUUCCACGCCAAGCAGCUGGCUCAACAUAUGCGGUCGCUCACGCAUCUCAAGAAUGUGCUUGAGUUGGUUGACAUCUUCACCUAUGAAGAACUCAAAGCCACUGACGAUGCCUCUAUCUUUAUGGAUGUCCUUGCCACUUUGCUGCAAGGCCAGGGGCCCAAAAAGCUUCACUCUGUGCGACCUGAGUUUGAGGAAGCAACACGAGCACGGCUCCUGAGUGCUAUCCGUGAUCGUCGCCAGGUGGCGAGAGAAAAACUGGAGCUAAGUCAAAAGAGAAAUACCACCAAUACUUCGAAGCCUGAAGCUGCUUCUACGCUGACCGUUCCAAAUGAGAAAAUUUUUACUUCCUGCAGUGCUCAAAAGUUACCCGUUCUCUCAGAGACUCCAGAACAAACUUCGAUACAUAGUAGCGAGUCGUCAACUCGUGCUGGGGUGACUGAGCCAUUGCCUAACGAUGACAAGAACCCUGCAACAUUCCCACAGGCUCAUAGCAUUUUUGGUACACGAGCCGGUGUGGAAAAACAAGGACAACCAUCUACAUCACCUUGCAUUAAAAAAGUAUCUGGUGAAUUACCUCUGGUUUCCCGGGAGAUAUUAAAACAUGCUCCUAAUUUUGUUGAAUCGGAAGAAGCAUCCAAAACAUGUCCAGAAACGGAAAUAUCUCGUCUUGUGAAAAGAGAAGAACUAUUUUCUCCUGACGUGGCUCAAAAAGAUACACCGCAAAGCUUUGAAGCAACUGAGACAUUUUUGGCUGACUCAAACCGUCAGAAAGAGUCUAAUACUCACAUUAAAGACGAAUUACCAUCCCGCGAUAGUGAAGGAACGUCAAUGCAGCCUUCCACUGGAAAUAAACUAGAGCUCCAAUCCAUGGUAAAUAAAAAACCUAAAACUUCAUCUGUUGUGCAAGAAGCGUUCAAACCUCGUAAUGAAAAUGAGUCGAGAUUGCAGUCUAGUGUGGAUGACAAAGCAGACAAGACAACGCGAGAUAAUUCGCUUGACAUCCCUAAUAAUGACCGUGACGUUGAUCCAACUUCACGGCGUUCUAUAAGCUUGAUGCUCAGUGACUUCUUAGCAGAAGAAAAUAAACAGAUUCCUAAGAACAAAGACGCGAGUGUUGAGUCGCAACCGCAGUGUACUCAAGAUCCUAAGGAGGACACGAGUCAAUCAAUUUCUUCAUCAACCCAAGCACUAGACGUUGUCGAAAAUUCUUCCUUGAGCUUGAAUAAAAAUCGGGAUACAAAAAUCACCUCGGUAUCAUGUCCCAGCAACAAUAAACUGGGUACAGAAAAGCUUCCAAACAGACAUGAGGAAACAGAAGCCGAAAUAAAUCCUCUAUCCAAGUCUGGAAGAUUAUCUACUGUAGGAAUCUUAUCGCGUCUUAGCCAGAGCUUCGGUGGCCAACUUGGUAAGUUGUCGACCGUUGGACCGGGCGUGAGCUCGUCAAAGCGAAAGGCAAACUCGACUAAUUUGAUGCUUGAGAACACAGAACUGCAUCAAGGUGACGGCAGCAAAGACGAUUUGACUCCUAAGGAAAUGGACAUUGCUGAGAGCGACAACGGAGAGGAUGAUAACGGCCAUGAAGAAGUGCCUGAGAACCUCACCGUUGCUGUGCCACAUGCAUGCAAGUCUUUGGAGAUGCAAGGCUCUACUCCCGUUGGUUCUUCUCUCCCUUCCAAGAAAGCUCGAACUGAGACUUCUACAAACUCCCUGUCUUCCUCCGCCUUCGAAACUGGGAGCCCACUCUUCCCCUCUGCCGUGUCACUGCUUCAAUCGGUCAAGGAUAACAAAUUCCCGACUGCUAAUAGUGAGGCGGCUCUGGUGCAAAUGUCUCUCCUCUCUGAAACUCCUCUUUCCAAGAAAAAAAAGAUUCAAGAUGCAUCAAAGUUGCCACGUGAAGACUUCCCUGUAGUGGAGGUGACUGGAGACGAUGUGCCCGUGUACCUGAGCAACAUCAGGGUCAGCAUGGGCUUCAUGCUCCUCAAACGCGUCCUAGAGGCCUGCGCCCCUCUCAAGAACAUUAAACUCGAGACCAAUAAGCAUGGAGAAGGCUUCGUAGCGACCGUGGUGUGGACGAACAAGGAUCGCCUGCUCAGCUUCCUGAAGGUGCUGUCUUGCCUCAUCAUCAACGCCGCCCGCCUCUCUGUCCACUGCCCCGGCUACGUCUUGCCAGCUGUCAUAGAGCUCUCAAUGGAGGAGCUCGUAAUCAAGUAUCGUAUCAACAGGAUUCUCACUGACGCCAACAAAAUCGUUGACUGGGUUUCCAUAAAAGAUUCUAAAGCCGACGAACUGAAAAAGCUCCUGAACCAAGAUGACAAAAGUGCGGAAGGCUCGGGUCCUAAGAAACCCAACAUCGAUGUCGAUCAGAACAAAUCUGUAGGGAAUCAGCAGGAUAAGUCGAGUGAGGAGGAUAAGGACAAACCUGCAAAGCGGACAAGGAGCAAGUCUCCCAAUACUAAAAGAGACAGGUCGCCUAAGCGAAGUCGUAAUAUGUCACCUGUACGACGGCGAAGCAGAUCUCGAGAUCGACAAGGACGCUGGUCUCGGGAUCGCCGAAGGAGUAGAUCUCGGGAUCGGCAUUCAAGAAGAUCUAAAGAUCGGAGAAGAAGCAGAUCUAGGGAUCAAAGGCGUAGCAGAUCUAGGGAUCAACGGAGAAGCAGGUCGCCUGAUGCAGGCAGAAGCCGAUCUCGCGAUCUUCGUAGAAGUAGAUCCCCGGUACGUGAUUCAUCUUCUGUUGUUAAGAGCAGCAAGUCUCCUACGAACCAAGCCCCGACCAUGGCAGAUGCCGUCAAGGUUAUGAGUCUUGGCGACGUUGACGUGACAGGACACAACCUCAUCGUGACGUGUGGAGACAAAGUUCUGACGAAGCUCUUCGUCUCAGAGCUUCACAAGGUCUUUAAAGGAACCAAAGCGCCUCAGCUGCGCACUGGGGUUGGUUGGUUGUUCCAAACUGGUAGUGCAGAUCUGACAAGGAUCUUCCUGCGGCUCGUCAACAACUUACGUCUUCUGGACGCCAGGAUAACUGUGCACCUCACCUCGGCCUCUGAUUUGGCUCGCAGCAAGGUGCCGGAGCACCAUCUCACUACCAUCUUUACGCUCUUAUUUUGCCUGGUACUCAACAUUUUACUACAUUACAGGCUCGGUACUCAACAUUUUACUACAUUACAGGCCUGGUACUCAACAUUUUACUACAUUACAGGUCUGGUGCGCAAGACAUCAGAAUUCAACUUCAAGAAGUUAUGUGAGCGGUUGCUGUCUGAUCCUGUCGGCAAAGUGAACAAGGUGGCCGUGUGCUCAGAAAUCAAAAUGGGUGAUCUGGAGAGAGCCCAGUCAUGGCUUGCUGCAUUCUUCGUAUUUGGAGUUCGCAAUGCAAGUGCGGCUCAAGUUCCAGCAAAGCCAGCUGCACCUAAUUUGCCUCUAGCUGCAGGCGGUCCAAUAAAUGCUGGCGUUGCAUGUGGUGUAGAACAACGUUCUGCUCAUGGCGGUCCAGAACAACAUUCUGCUCAUGGCGGUCUAGAACAACGUUCUGGUCGUGGCGGUCUAGAACAACGUUCUGGUCAUGGCGGUCUAGAACAACGUUCUGGUCGUGGCGGUCUAGAACAACGUUUUGGUCGUGGCGGUCUAGAACGUUCUGCUCAUGGCGGUCUAGAACAACGUUUUGCUCAUGGCGGUCUAGAACAACGUUCUGGUCGUGGCGGUCUAGAACAACGUUCUGCUCAUGGUGGUCUAGAACAACGUUCUGCUCAUGGCGGUCUAGAACAACGUUCUGGUCGUGGUGGUCUAGAACAACGUUCUGCUCAUGGUGGUCUAGAACAACGUUCUGCUCAGCCGAGCAGUGACCCUGAACAUUUGAGGAGCGUAACUCAAGCGUCGGUAUCCCAAGGCACAACUUCUGACCGCCCCAGCGAUGGUAAGGCGCCGACCAAAGAAUCUCUUGCUAAUGAUUUCUAUGUUGAAAAGCAGGAGCUCAUCAAGAGACUUGAAACAAGUUACGAAAAGUUUAUAGACAAACCUGAAUUACAUCCUAAAUACGCUUCAGUACUUGCGGCUUUUCAAAGCGAAGAAACGAACCUGACGUGGUUAGAGCGAUGGGUUCAAGAACUCCGGACUCUGCGCAUGGAAGACUACAAGGCAGAACUUGUGAAACUCGUCAAAAAAUACAAAGAAUUGUCGAUUAAGCUUAAAAGCUCAACAUCUAGCGACGCAAGGCCAGCUACUACUUCUAAAGCAUCUAGUUCGCAGUCAUCUGAUGGAUCUGUUUGGCGUAGUGGAGCUGAAACAAUACAAGAGGAAGUUUUGAGAAACACUCAAAAUGCUUUCAAUAGGAGCAAGGAUAUGCAGCCUCGUGCUCAAUCUCCUCAGAGCAAAGAAGUCCAGCAAGGAAUAAAUGUGACACGACACCAGGCAUCGCAACCUUAUGACAAUCAGGGAGAACUUCACCAGGAUCGUAAGAGCGCUGCCCCGUCACACAGAGGAAACGUUCAUCAAGGAAUGAACCUUGGUCGUUCAUCCAUGCCUUUUGACCCGCGAACUGCUGGUCAAGACUUCCAGCCUCCUCAAGACUUGCGACAUCAAGAUUUGCCAUCCGCUCCUGGCUUCCGUCCUUCUGAACGUUUCCAAUCACCCGGUGAUUGGAAGUUUCAACAAGAUUUUCGAACGCAACAAAAUUUGAGGCCACCUCAAGGCUUCCAGGGGCCACCAAAUUUCCGACCCGCGCAGGACAUCCGACCUCCUCAAAAUUUACAAUCUAAAGACUUUCACGCACCUAGGAAUUCGCGGCCAUUUCCAAAUGAGAGACCACCUCGAGAUCCUCGACUUGCAGGCGUCAGACCUUCCACCAACCAACGCCUUCCUCACAAUGAAGAACCUCAAACCUCAUUGUCAUCUGGUCCACCUCCACCUUCUUCAGAAGAGGGGUUCUCGGUCCCGAAUGUUUCUGCCGCGACACCGGAGCAGCACUACAACGUUGAGCCCAUUUAUGACCUCCUACUUAAGCUUUCGCCUUGCCUGGGUGCAGUGGCGCCUGUUUUACACACCAUGAUUGCCGUGGCUAGGAAGCGCGGCUCGAACACCACUGAGGCCUUCGCGCUCUUCACGGACCCUGAAAUUGUGAAGCUUCUCACGAUGGCCAUACAGAAGUUUACUGCCGAGGCUAAGAGCACCGUCGAGCCUGACAUGCGAAGGGAUCUGCAGUUUGGGGUCAAAGGUGCCCAGUUUCUUCUUAAGUACGCGCAGCAAAUAAAAAAUGGUUCUUAAGUAGAUUGAUUCCACAAUUCGUGCAGUAGCGAACGCCAGGUCCCGUAGGCUAACUUGUAGUCAUUUGCUUCGUAAACUCUGUCCUUUUUGAAAUUGGCUUUGCUUCUGUCGCAUUGACGGGAGUUCUCGUAUUAUAUUUAUAGAAUGUUGAGUGUAGAUACACAUUCAUGGUUAAAAUUUUUGUUUUAAAAUUUUUUACUAGCAUAUUUGUCAGUGGAGUGAUUUCUUUUUUACGGGAAAUGUAGAGAUGCACACGUUGAUCGAUUUAUCUGAAUAUAAAUUCAUGAGUCCGUAAACUUUGCUAAUGAUGAAAAUGAAUCUCCACCUAAAUAUUUUAAAAUUUGAGUUAAUCAUAAUUGUGAGUGUUUUAUUUCGCUUAGUCAUCAUUUUCGGACAUUAAUCUCAAUGCUUCAGUGAAAUAAGUGUACGUAAUGUAAGAUAUUAGUUGCUAUUUCUUCGCAUUGCCGUUGUAUGCUGCAUGUACCCGUCAACAAUUAAAACUUCAAACAGG
Hyalella azteca is the source of this 7792-nucleotide messenger RNA. RefSeq lists its product as uncharacterized. The transcript has 20 exons. The coding region runs from base 115 to 7281 and encodes 2388 amino acids. NCBI's taxonomy places the organism in Eukaryota, Metazoa, Arthropoda, Malacostraca, Amphipoda, Hyalellidae. The record is from RefSeq and is a predicted model, not a curated record.